AAUAAAUUAUUAAAUGAAAAACAAGAGAAGCAUGAUUAAAUAAAUUAUUAAAUGAAAACAGAUAUACACUAACAGAUAUAAAUUAUAUAUAAUUUAAAUACAAAAUUAAGUAAAACAUUGAUAUUUAAUGCAGUUGUCAAAGAAGCUCCCCAGAAUGGCAGGUUUUGAUUGUGUGUUGAUUGGUUUUAUAUCUUAUUUAAUAUUUUUGUGGAGAAGACACGCAGCUUCCGGUGUCUUUAUUUUGUAGGUUCUGACCGGAAGUAGUGUGGUUUUCCCGGGGCUUGGCACGCGGUGCUGAUGCAGUGACGUCGCGGUAGCAUCCCAGCUGUUAGCCGCUACGGCGGAUGGAGCGGAGCUCGUGAGUUUUACCUUCUCGCUCUAUCAUUUCGUCGUUUUACCGGCGCCGGGCGGCGCGAGCAGCCUGCUGAGUGAAGCCGAGAGAAGCUUCUGGAGCCGGACUCGCGUCCUUAUCUCCGGGGCCGGACGGCUGAACGCGGGCCAGCCGAGCCAUCUGACGGCUGAUAACCGCCCCACCAGCGGCCGGGCGGGGGGCAUGUGAGGGCGGCCCGGGCCUCGGACUGACGCCGCGCCGCUCCGCGGGGGAGACAUGAACGCGCCGCUCGGGAGGAGGGGCCUCGUCGGGCUGGCGGUGGGACUGGGAGCCGCGGCCGGCCUGAGCUUCAUCACGUUCAUCAUUUACCGGGCGGUCAGCCGGAGGAGACGCCUGCGGCUGGCCGGGACAGAGGCCGCGAGGCCGGCCGGGGAGGGGACCCCGCGUCCCGCCGCGCUCCGGAGGCUGGAGGCGGCGGACGGAGCGGCGCUGCUCCGCGACGUGCUGGACGCUCAGGAGGGCGAGGCCCAGGCCCAGGCUCUGGCCGCGGUGGAGGCGGCGGUGCAGGGUCUGUCCCCGGAGCACCAGCUGGAGCUCCGGAACCAGCUGGACCAGGUCCUGAGCUGCGUGUCCUCGCUGCGCUCCGAGGUGGCCGAGCUGAGGGGAGGCCUGCAGGACAUCGCCCUGCAGAUCAUCCAGGACGUGAAGAAGGGGGUGGAGGACAGCCAGCGGCUGCGCCGGCGCCGUCACGUCCUCCACAGGGAGCGCACCGACUCCACCAGCUCCAGCUCCAUCUACUUCACGGCCAGCCAGGGAGCCGCCAGCGCGUACGAGGAGACCAGCGAGGGGGGAUACUCCACGGCCUACGCGGAGUCAGACUACACGGAUCGAGAGACGGACAGAGAGGAGGGAGAGCAGGAGAACGAGCAGGAGUCUGACGAGGAGGAGGACCAGAGCUGUGCGACCGUCGUCACGCUGCGUCUGGGAGAGGAGGAGGAGGAGGAGGAGGAGGAGGAGCGAGGCCUGGAGGAUCAGCAGGAGGAGCAGGAGGAGCAGGGAUAUGAAGAAGCCGAGCCGCCGCGGAGCCCGGGUCCCAGCGGGGAGCUGGCCCUGCUGCUGGCUCAGAGCGACGUCCUCCACACCGGAGACGCCAGCUUAAAGGCGGAAGGCUACCGGCUGCUGCUGGAGAACAGGGAGGAGUACGGGGAGAGCAGGGAGUUCCUGUGGCGGCUGGCUCGAGCCUACAGAGACAUGUACGAGUGUGCAGAGGGGCCCCAGGACAAGGUCAUGUACGGACAGCUAGGUCGAGAGGAGGCGGAGAAGGCCCUGCAGAAGAACGGUUUGACUGCAGAGUGUCACAAAUGGUUCGCGCUGGCGACCGGCCUGACCACGCAGCACGAGAGCUUACACGGCAAAAUGAAGAGCACCAAAAUCCUGAAGGAGCACCUGGACCGGGCCCUGGCCCUCCGAGACGACGACCCGGUGGUCUUCUACCUGCUGGGCCGCUGGUGCUACGUGGUCGCCACCAUGGACUGGCUGGAGAGGAUGGGGGCCAGCACCGUCUACCAGAGCCCCCCCAGCGCCACGCUGCACGACGCCCUGCGCAACUUCCACAAGGCCGAGGAGCUCAGCCCCGGGUUCUGCAGGAAGCUCCGCCUCUACAUCGCCAAGUGCUACAAGGAGCUGGACGACCAGUACGAGAGCUCUCGCUGGACCGAGCUGGCUCUGAGGACCAGCAGCAGCACGGAGGAUGACGAAGAGACUCUGGAGCUGCUGACUCAGCUUCGGCCCUCGGAGAAGAAGCCGUGACCACGUCCUGCAGAACCACGCUUCCUGGUUCCCUCGUAGCGUUCUGAGUGCCGUCUGUGGUGUUUAACCUGUGUUUGAGAUCAUUACCUGAACUGAGGAACCUUCACUUCAAUUAACUUUAUUCAUAUCAGCACCGGAUACAGCAGUCGUUUCAGGGCCGGUCCAGGGGCCGGUCCAGGGGCCGGUCCAGGGGCCGGUCCAGGGGCCGGUCCAGGGGCCGGUCCAGGGGCCGGUGCAGGGGCCGGUCCAGCUGGCUCACACACCGUUUCCGGAGCUUCAACAGCACAAGUUGUUUAGAAGCUGCGGAGUUCCGCCUCAGAUGUCCUUCAGUGUUUGUUUUGUGAAGACACUCGAUUACCGUAGCUGUAGUGAGUCACCGAUGGAUUGAUUUGAUUUGCGCUGUGAAGACUUUGAUAUUUAUUGACCUGCUCUGUGAUCCUUUUCUAACUUCAGUUUCUGUUUUUGGUUCAUUUUGCAGUGAAGCAGAAGUGAGAUAUCACAUAUACGUAUUUAAUAUUUUUCUUAAUAAAAUCUCUUGCU
Molecule: messenger RNA, 2680 nt
Organism: Salarias fasciatus (jewelled blenny)
Lineage: Eukaryota; Metazoa; Chordata; Actinopteri; Blenniiformes; Blenniidae
Product: regulator of microtubule dynamics protein 3-like
Exons: 12
Coding region: 608-2140 (510 amino acids)
Cellular component (GO): spindle microtubule; mitochondrion; mitotic spindle pole
Molecular function (GO): microtubule binding
Source: RefSeq, a predicted model, not a curated record